AUCGUUUCGAGGUUCUUGCGAUGAGCGUCCCACUGUCAGGUAGGUAUAUAGGCACAGGGAACCACGACGUACGACAGCUAACGCCCUCGGCAACAUGUACGCGCUACUCUUCGUCAGGGCUCUCGCGCUCCUAUGCGCCCCCACGCUCGCCCUCGCGUACACCAACCCCAUCCUCUGGAACGACCUCGCCGACCUCGACGUCUCCCGCGUCAACGACAACUACUACUACUCCGCUUCCACCAUGCACUACUCCCCCGGCGCGCCUAUCCUGCAAUCGCACGACCUCAUCAACUGGGAGUACAUAGGGCACUCCGUACCCAGGUUGGACUGGGGGAGCGAUUAUGAUUUGACGACGGGGCGGGUGUACAGGCAGGGCGUGUGGGCGUCGUGGUUGAGGUAUCGGGCGAGUCAGGAUACGUGGUAUUGGGGCGGGUGUGUGGAUUUUUGGAUUUCGUAUGUUUAUAGUGCGCCGAGUGUGACGGGGGAGUGGACGAGGAGGGCGAGUAUCGAGAAGUGCUACUACGACUCGGGGCUGUUGAUUGACGACGAUGAUAAGAUGUACAUUUCCUACAUCUCAGACGACAACAUUUGGGUGGCGCAGCUAUCGGACGACGGAACAGAGGAGGUGACCUCGCAGCAGGUCUUUGUUCCGCCGGCCGAUAUCGGCUACCUCGAGGGCACACGGCCAUACAAGUACGACGGACGAUACUACAUCCUCGCCACGAAGCCCGGCGCGGGGACGUACAUGCUUCAAGCUGAUAGCAUAUUCGGCAACUACACGAUCAAGACGCUCGUGCUGAACGUGCCGCAGGCGGACAAUAAGGCAGGGUCGGUGCAUCAGGGCAGUCUGGUGGAUACGCCGGAGGGCGAUUGGUACUAUAUGGGGUUCAUCGACGCGUAUCCUGGUGGUCGAAUUCCGGUCAUGGCACCGAUUACUUGGGGUGAAGAUGGAUUUCCUGUUGCGCAGCUCGCUGACGGCGCCUUCGCCACUACAUACGACGACCCGAUCCCGCAGGUCCCCACCCCAUCGCUUACGGGAACGGAAACCUUCGACACCCUCGGGCCGAGAUGGGAGUGGAAUCAUAACCCGGACACAUCUGCUUACUCUGUCGGUGACGGCCUAACGCUGAACUCCGUCACCGUGACCACCGACCUCUACUCUGCGCGCAACACACUCACUACGCGUAUCCUCGGACCCGACUCGACCGCCACGAUCGAGCUCAACUACGAGGACAUGGCCCCGGGCGAUCGCGCGGGUCUCGUCCUCCUGCGGGAUCACUCUGGAUAUGUUGGUGUGCAGAACGACGGCGGCUCGUUCACGGUGGUGAUGGUCACCGACAUCGAUAUGGAUGAGAACUGGGAUACGGCGUCAAAUGGGACGGUCGUUGCGACCGCGGAGAUUAGUGGUGGCACAGUUUGGCUGCGCCUAUACGCAGAUAUCACGCCUCAAGGAGGACAAGCGCCCAACAUCGCGCGCUUCUCGUAUAGCACGGACGGAAGCACGUUUACGAGUAUUGGGGAGGACUUUACGAUGGUGACGGGCUGGGAGUUCUUUAUGGGGUAUCGGUUUGGGAUAUUCAACUACGCGACAAGUGAUCUUGGUGGCUCCGUCCACGUACCGUCUUUCACUCUGGAUGCGGGUUCUGUAUGAAUAUGUAAUGUAUCUGUAUACCCAACUUGUGUACCUGUGUACCUCUGGUAGCGCUAGUAGGACAGGCGCUGGAACAUCCUGUACUUCUUCAGUUCGAAUUUGUGGUUACAAACUCAACCAAGUCACGAGACUCGGAGCCGAACAAGCCACGUGCGCCUGAGCAAUGAUCAGGUCUUGUUCUCAAC
Molecule: messenger RNA, 1836 nt
Organism: Schizophyllum commune H4-8
Lineage: Eukaryota; Fungi; Basidiomycota; Agaricomycetes; Agaricales; Schizophyllaceae
Product: Arabinanase/levansucrase/invertase
Exons: 5
Coding region: 95-1651 (518 amino acids)
Biological process (GO): carbohydrate metabolic process
Molecular function (GO): hydrolase activity, hydrolyzing O-glycosyl compounds
Source: RefSeq, a predicted model, not a curated record